ACUCUAACUUUUACUCUCGAUCUUCUUCCCAAGUCCUAAAAGCUUUAAUGCCAUUCUUCUUCUUCUUCUUCACUAUCAUGGAUCUGUCUCUAAAAUCAUCAUCAACGUCUUCUUCUAUCUUCUUUUAUGCACGCGCAUAACUUCCUUAAAACGCUGCGUUUUGCAAUACACGCGCUAAUUGUGGCUCUGUGAUAAUCUUUUCACGCCACAUCUCAUCUUCUGAAAGCCAUGGCGAAUUGGAUCUCCUCCAAACUCAAAGCCGCAGAGAACAUUCUCCACCAGAUCGAUCAGCAAGCAGCUGAAUCGCUUCGCAAGAACGAGAGGCUUCGGUCCGAGGAACCCAGCAUUGAUGCUCCUGUGAAAUCUGGAAGCGGUGUGUCUCUGAAAGAUCAAUUGAAGAGGAAACCCUCGGAGAACAAUGAUUAUCAGGGAAAAUUGCGCAGUGAUCCCAGUUUUAGUGUGCUUAAAGCUACUGCAACUGCACCUAAAUUAUCUCCCAAAUCUAGCCCUACCCUCACAGAUGAAGAUUGGACUGAACUCCUUAGUUCACCUAAUCAAUCUAUAGCUUCCGCUUCUGGGGGAAAUCAUGGUAACGGGGUGCCUGCAGCUCGUAGUUUAAGCAAAAAUAGCAGGAAACAAAAGGGUUUGGCUUCGGGGUUAUUGGUUUCGGAUGUAAAGAGGAAUUCUAAAAGUGGUAACAAUGGUCCGAGGUCGUUGCAGAGGUCAGGCUCUGUCAAAGAAGUUAAAUUGAGUGGGAAAACCAGUAAUGAUGGGAAGAAAUCUACCUCUUCUGGUUCCACAGAGAGGAAUUUGACUGUAGAAUCAGGGACUGACGGUAAAUUGGUUAAAGGACUAGAGGAUGCUGGUAAGAACAGUUCUGAGAAGCUUGUGAACGAAAGGGAAGAUGAAGUAAAUGAGCAACGUUUUAAUUAUAGGGACGUUUCUCCACCAGAAUCCUCGCAGGAAGGUGAAAAAACUUUGGCUGCAGAAACGAUGCCAGCAUUGGGGGUUGAUAAGGUGCAAGAAGCUAAGAUUUCAGUUGAUGUUGUAGGCAGUCAAUUGAGAGGUGCAAUAAAAGGGAAGGAUGAGCUUAAUUCAGUCUCUGGAAAUUCAACAUCUGAAAAUUUGACAAGGGGUUCUUCCAUUGCAAGUGAUGGAAGUUCUGUUUCAGAUACUGAUUCUGGUUCAACAUCUGAUUCUGAAAGUGAACGUGAGAGGGAGGAAAGGAGAAAGAGGAGGGAAAGGAUUCUGGCUGAGAAAGCAGCAGCUAAAGCAAUAAACGCUAUCAAGGAAAGGGAGAAUAUGGUUGCCAAAUUAGAGGGGGAGAAACAAAGUCUAGAGAAAAUACUUGAGGAACGAGCUAAACAACAAGCACAAGAGGCUUCACAGCUUCAGAGCACUAUGAUGGAAACAAUGGAAGCUGUUGAGUUAGAAAAGCAGAAACAUAAUAAUACUAGAAUGGAAGUUCUUGCACGCUUAGCUAAACUGGAGACUGUCAAUGCUGAACUUGCAAGAUCCCUCGCAGCUGUGCAGUGGAAUCUUGAAGUAGAGGUUAAACAAGUAGCAGAACUCAAACAGCAAAUUGCAUCAAAAGAGUUGGUUCAUGAAGAACUCAGAAGGAGCAUGAAGAAUCCUCAUCAAACUGGACCUUCACAACAUCAACUAGCUUCAAAAGGUGUUGAGUUUGAACGAGAAAUCCUUGAGGCAGAGCACUCCUUAAUUAAUGAUAAAGUUGUACAAUUGCAGGAAAAGUCAAGGAAGCUUGAAGCUGACAUUGAAAUGUCAAAGAAAGAGAUUGAAGAGCCAACAGAAAUUGAAAUUGAGCUCAAACGAAGGCUUCAUCAAAUGACUGAUCAUUUAAUACAGAAACAAGCCAAGGUUGAAUCACUCUCUUCUGAGAAGGCAAGUCUUAUAUUCAGAAUUGAGGCUGUAUCAAGGCUGCUGGAUGAGAAUAUGCCAUCGGGUGCAACAAAUAUGAAUCCUGCCUCCUCAUCAAGUGACAUAGAAUCAGGAUUGUGGGAGCUCUCAAAUUCAAAGUUGAAGCCUAUGCUAAAAGCCAGAAUUCAUUCUGGCAAGAGACAGCUGGGAUCAUUGCUUCAACAAUUAGAUUAUAUUUUUGUGACUGGUGCACUUUUUUUGAAAAGAAACUCAACGGCAAAAGUAUGGGCUUUGAUAUAUCUUGUUUGCCUUCAUUUCUGGGUGAUUUAUAUUCUAAUAUCACAUUCUGGUCCAUCAAAUGAGGGAAGAUCUGGUGCCGUGAUCUCAUUGGAGAACAUUAAUAACACUGGUGGAGUAUGAUUGUGUUGUGAUAACUCUUUACUUGUCGAUCACCGCAGCUUUUAGGAGGCCAUCAAUACAUCAAGCUCCCGCUGUGGACAUGUAGGAAUGCCGGUACCACGCCAUGACUAGAAAAAUACGUGAUCGAGUCUUCCUAUUUCGAUGAAUUACGACUCUUUGACAUCGUGAAACUUUGCUUUGGAACGAGGAACUCCAUGAGAGGAGCAAUGCCCUGCUAUUUGUAUUGACAAUGAUGAAAAUUUUUCGUAGGGAUUUAGUAGCAGUAUUUUGCAUGUACAGUGUAGCAACAGAUAUGUUCACGGAAUGAGCCUGAAGUCGAUGAGGGAGUGGAAGAGGCUUGGUUGUGAGUUCUCUGUUGUGACCUUAGCAUUAAUAGCCAAAGAUGCUGCGUGCAGUGUCGAGUUAUUAUCUCUUGAAUUUGUAGAAAAAAAAUCAUUUUUUAUUUGUAUAUACAAGUAUUUUGGUAUAUACAAGUAUGAAUAAAUAUUUAUUCAAUUAUAUAAUGGAUUGGAACCACUUACUAGAUGACAUAGCAUGAUUAUAACAUAAUCUAGACUUGUAACCUCUUGGAUUUUAUUUUCUAUUCGUGUGAUGUCACGUAGAUUUAGUUCCAUUAAUCAAGUUGCCUGGGUCCGCUGUAUACAUUUUUUGUAACUCCAAAGCUGUCGAGUUGGCAACAAGGAUGAGCUGUCGUCCUAAUUAGAAUGAAACUCUCCCAAGUAUUCAU
Abrus precatorius (Indian licorice) is the source of this 3025-nucleotide messenger RNA. RefSeq names its product golgin candidate 2. The transcript is spliced from 10 exons. Gene Ontology annotation, cellular component: Golgi membrane; Golgi cisterna. Gene Ontology annotation, biological process: retrograde transport, vesicle recycling within Golgi; Golgi organization. The record is from RefSeq and is a predicted model, not a curated record. The coding region runs from base 229 to 2298 and encodes 689 amino acids. Lineage: Eukaryota; Viridiplantae; Streptophyta; Magnoliopsida; Fabales; Fabaceae.